Molecule: messenger RNA, 6050 nt
Organism: Cherax quadricarinatus
Lineage: Eukaryota; Metazoa; Arthropoda; Malacostraca; Decapoda; Parastacidae
Source: RefSeq, a predicted model, not a curated record
UUAACAACAAUAUAGGAGUUGAACAAUAAUUUUUAAUGAUGGCUGGCCUUGCGAGGAUGAGGAUUUUGAGUUUAACAAGACAAUUAGCAAGUUUGGGGCUGGGUGGAAGAAGACAUACUGGUAGCAGUGCUGUGCCGGCAAAAGUUCUUCCCUAUAGGAAAACUCGUGGUGAUGAUGAUGAUGUAAACAUGCAACAAAUUCCUGAUGACUUCAGGGUGGUGUUCCCAGAGUUUUUGCCUGAUCCAAAACCUGAAUGGAGAAACAGACUUCGUGAAAAGCUGGAACGACAAGAUAUGUUGGCUCGCAGGGCAGUCAUGGCAAUCCCUGAAUUUUACGUUGGUUCCAUAAUGGGUGUGACUGUUGCGGAUCCCAAUGCUUCAGGAAAAAUAAAUCGGUUUGUUGGGAUUUGUAUUCAGCGUGGCGGAACGGGCUUACGAGCUUGGUUUAUUCUUCGAAAUGUUAUUGAUCAUCAGGGUAAGGAAAUCAUUUGUAUUAUUUAUCUAUAUGAAUUCAGUACUGGUUUGGGGUCAUCAUCAUCAUCAUCAGGGUUAUCAGGAGCUGUAGAGGGCCUGGGUAAGGGAGAUGAUGGCAAGGAAAUGGAAGAGCUUGUAUGGGUACAGUUAAAGCCUCGUCCAUGGCAUGAGCGGUGGGAAAGAAAAAAUCUGCAAGGGUUGUUGGAUCUUGGGUUGCCUGAAAGAUUCUACAAGCGUGCUAAAUUGCAUGAGAAACCAUGGGAGAAAUUUGAUCUUAUGAAGGAAUACAGAGCAACAAUACCUGAGGAGGAGCAAGCUGACAUCUUCAGAGAAAUAUCUCCUCAUUAUGAACAGCUGGAAGCCUCAAGAAGAAGGGCAAAGAGAAGACGCACUAAAAUUAUUCGAUCUUAAUUAUUUCAAAUUUAUUGGCGUUAUUAUUUAAGAAAUUCAAAUAACUGGCAUAGGAUAUACUGCAUUAUUCAUUGUGUAAAAUAUAGCCCAUUUACACAAAGUACAGUGGAACCUCAAAUAUUGAACUGCUCCCAACUCAACCAAUUAUGUAAGUGUAUGUUUGUAAGUGCUUUUAUAAGUGUAUUUUUGAGAGUCUGAAAUGAACUAAUCUAAUUUACAUUAUUCCUGAUGGGAGUAAAUUCAUUCGGUAACGGCAGUCGAACAGCCGUCUGGAACGAAGAAAGUUCGAUAUUUGAGGUUCCACUGUAAUAUUAUACCAUCUUAAACUGAACAGUUCUGUAGGUCCCCCACUUAUGAUGUUUAUGCAUUCCUGAAAAUUUAUCAUAAGUUAGCUGUUCGGAACUUGAUAUCAAUUUUCCCCAUAGACAUCCUUGUUAUGAUCAGAAAUGUGUUCUUGAACCAUGAUAUUCCUAUGUAAUUUUAUUAUUUAAAAAUAUUUACCCAAUGAAGCAAGGGGCUAGUAACCCUUUCUCCUGUAUUAAAUUUUAAAAGAGAAACUUUUAUUUUUUUUUUAGGUCACCAUUGCCUCAGUGGGAUACGGUCAGUUUGUUGAAAAAAAAAAAAUACCAAAUAUUUUACAUUCAGUACUGUUUCAUUUACUUGCAGGUAAUACUAAACAUUGUUACACAACCCGCAUGUAGGAGAAAAACUUAUGUCGAUGUUUUGGUCCAACUUGGAUCAUUAACUAGUCACAUACUAAUAUUGUUUGCAGGCAGCAGGAGUUGGAUUUUCUUAGAGACUGAGGUGGGGCAGUGGAAGGAGGGAAGGGGGGUGUUAAAUCCUUCCCUGCAGUUUGCUUCUCACAUUUGACAUCCAAUCCAAGGAGAGAAGGGAGGGAAGGAGGGAGAGGGGUAUUGGCAGCAGAGAUAUGCCUCACUCUCUGGCUUUACAGUACACACUAAUGCCAUUGUGAAAAAUGUAUUUUUAAUUUCUGCAAUUUUUGACCAGUCUUUUCCAAACUAAUGUAAACCAAACAUACAAGCAGGCUCUGGUCAUAUGGCUCCUAAGGUUCGUGAUCCCAAAUGAUAAGCAAAAAUCGCAGGUAGGUGGAAAAGAGCAUUUUUUCAUUAUCGAAUGCAUCUAAAAUGCCUGAUAACGUGUUUACACUAUCAUAUAGUAAGUACCCAGUACAGUUAGGCAUAUAAAAGCAUGAAAAAGUAAAAUAAAUACACAGUACAUACAAUACUUACCUUAAAAUGUGGCGCCAUUCGUCCUUCCCUUACACAAUUUUUGUGUGAUAAUGGCGGAAAAGCGGUAAAAGCAACAAACGUAAUGAACAAUGGCUCAGUUGAAAGCCAAUGAAAACAUGGGACACCGAAAAGUGGGAACUGUAUAUAUGAGGCCUUCCUGUAUAUACCUAGCAUGAACAUAGACAGUACGUAUAUCAAUACCCCAUGAUAAAAAAAUAAUGGGAAAAAAUAAAUGUGAUAUAAGUUUAACAAAAUUAUGAUUUAAUCUACAGUUCUUGAUCUAUAUUUACCAAACAAAAUUAAACUCUCCACACAUGCUUAUGAAGGACAUACACAAAAUAUGAAUGUAUUUGUUGAAAAAUAAUAGAAAAGAUAAUUAUUAAAAAAAAAUUGUUUCAGUAGUUUCUAUUAUUGUAACUGUGAAUCAACAUUUUUGUUGUUGGCUGGUUCUAAAGUACUGUUGUCUUAUAAAUGGAAAACUAGGACUCUGUUGUAUACAGUUAUGCUGUAGUAUUAUACUGACAUAUAUGAGGUUGGGGAAAUUAAACGAGGUUGGGGAAAUUAAACUAUAAGUUGUAGCCUUUUUUUUUUUUUUUUUUUUUUUUUUUUUUUGAUAAAGUUAAUAUCGAGCAUAACACUUCUGUCAGAUCUAAAGCUAAUGACUUUAAAUUAAGGAUUUGCUUGCUAAUGGAUUCAAGCAUCACUCAUUCUGUGAUUUGAUAAAUACAGGUUUUUUCUUCCAAAUCUAAAGCUAUUAAUUUUAAGUAUAGGAUUAAGUAAUUAGUCUGUACAGUAAAUGUUCUAAAACUUGAUAAAACACAAUAUUUGAAAAAAAAUCUAAAUUUAAACCAGCUCUGGCAUGUUUUGUGAUGAAAUAACAUUGUUUUUAAAAUAUUUAAGAAAACUGGAUAAAAUAAUGAUAAUAUUUAGUCAAUAAAGCAAUUUGCAUACUUCAGAAAAAGAUUUCAGGUUUAGUGCUUGGUUAUAUUAUUUUUAUUAUGUUUUUUUUUUUUUUAAACAUAUCAGCUGGAAAUGGGAAGUACAAUGCCUGCACUUUAAAGGAGGGGUUUGGGAUAUUGGCAGUUUGGGGGGAUAUGUUGUGUAUCUCUAUACGUAUAUGCUUCUAAACUGUUGUAUUCUGAGCACCUCUGCAAAAGCAGUGAUAAUGUGUGAGUGUGGUGAAAGUGUUGAAUGAUGAUGAAAGUAUUUUCUUUUUGGGGAUUUUCUUUCUUUUUUUUGGGUCACCCUGCCUCGGUGGGAGACGACCGACUUGUUGAAAAAAAAAAAAAAAAAUCAGCUGUUUCCCGCCAAGGCAAAAUUUUUAUUUUGUCAGAGUGAAAAAGUUUGUAGACUGGUUGGUGUAUACAUGUGUGCACAGUUAUUUCCUUAUAUAAACAGUAGUUCUAGUGCAUAAAUGUUGAAGUUUAUCAAAAAUAAUGUGAGAUUAGUAUGUGGGGGUCAAGUAGCAGCAUAGAGCAUUAUUUUUUAAGUCAAUGGCUGAUCUUGAGAAAGAAAAAUGUCUGAUAUUUGUCAUUACUGUAGAUGAUCCAGCAUCAAUAUAGUAUCCUGCUUGCUGGCAUGUUCAAAAAUUUUUAAUAUUUAUUUUAUUCAAAUAUCAUCUUUACUCCAUAUUUUUUUUCCCCCAACAAACCAGCCAUAUCCCACUCAGUAGAGUGACCUAAAAAGAAAAACAAAAGUUUUUAAAUUUAGUAAUUUAUACAGGAGAAGGGGUUAUAAUUUUUUUUUUUUUUUUUUACGUCGGCAGUCUCCCACCAAGGCAGGGUGACCCAAAAAGAAAGAAAAAAUCCCCAAAAAGAAAAUACUUUCAUCAUCAUUCAACACUUUCACCUCACUCACACAUAAUAUAUUUUAUGCUAAUUUAAAUUUUGUAAUUCAUGUAGAAGAAGGGGUUAUAAAUAUAUUUUAUGAAAAUUAAAAAUAAAAGGCUUACAUGGUGUAUAAAUUGGUCAAGCAGGUCAGUACCCUCAAGGAACUCCCAUAUUUGAUCACCUGAAGAAACCGUAGUGGUGUGGGCCCUGGAAGGUGCUGGCUUUGAAGAGCUCACUGUGCGUAGAUAAGUUUUUAAUAAAUGAUGGUAAAUGCAUUUCCUGUGGGUCAUCUUUGUUGUGUAAAUGGCUGAUGUAGUUAAAAGUUUAAGUGAUUGCUUAUAUGUAGAAAUAUAGCUACAUAUAGUAGUAUACUGUAUACAUAUUGUUUCUCUUCAAUAGUGUCUCCCACCAAGGCAGGGUAACCCAAAGAAGGAAACACAUUCACCAUUGUUUAUUCACUUACCUUCAUAACAAAAGCAAAAUACACGUCACUAAUAUGGUUGACUGGCAGGCAAGCUGUGAAAACGGAGGGAAUUAUCACCUGCAUGAAUGCAGUAAAAUAUUUUUAAUAAUUGAAUUAAGUUAUGCUGAAUUAAUAACAUGAAUACUUUUCAGAUUAUUUAAUAGGCAUUUGAAAAUUGUAGCUAAAAUUUAUCGUAACAUUACAGAUUAAUUAAGGAAGAGAGAGAUGUGGAUCAAUUAGUUAUGAUAACAUAUUAAAUAAUAAGGGACUGUAUUUUUUGGCUGUUUAGUAAGGUCUUUUUAACUUGUGGUAAUUGCAGCUUAACAAUGCAUAGGUGCAUAAUUGGUAUAAAUAUUUAUUCUAACAAGAUUAGAUUAAUAAUUGAGGGGAAAAUUAUAAUUUAGGUUAUUGCAACAGUAAAAUUCAAUAAUGGGAGGAAAUGAACAAACAUUGAUAAUGAUUAGAAAAAUGUACAUAUUUUGGUUGGUUAAGAUGAUUUUUUUUUUUUUUUUUUUUUACUCAUUGGAAAGUGCAAAAUCAAUGGGGGUUAUAGAUCUAAGAGAGGGGAAGGUAUUUCUUAUUUUUUGGUUCAAGAAUCCUUCAGCAUCAAGGCACUUCAUUUAAAGAAUAUGAACUUUGAACAUUUUGUGUUGUGUUAGCCAUAUAUGAAGCACUGUGCACACAGUUUCUAAGAAUACUGGUGUUAAGCACAGGCCACUAAUGCUUGUGUGGGCACUCUCUAUAGAUGCAAAAUAUUUUGAAAACUGGCCUAAACCAAUCCAGUAUAAUAUAUUAAAGUUGCAACUGUUUUCAUGGAGGCACCACAAAGUAGUCAUCAGUCUCAUGUGGUUUUUUUUUUUUUUUUUUUUCAACAAGUCGGCCGUUUCCCACCGAGGCAGGGUGACCCAAAAAAAAAGAAAGAAAAUCCCCAAAAAGAAAAUACUUUCAUCAUCAUUCAACACUUUCACCACACUCGCACAUUAUCACUGUUUUUGCAGAGGUGCUCAGAAUACAACAGUCCAGAAGCAUACACAUAUAAAGACACACAACAUAUCCCUCCAAACUGCCAAUAUGUGGUUACAGUAUUCAAUUUUAUUUUCCAUACAAUGGCCGUCUCCCACCAAGUUAGGGUACCCUGAAAAAGAACAAAUGUUAAGUUUGUUAAGUUUCCUUUUUAUAUUUAGUAAUUUAUACAGAAGAAGGGGUUAUCCCCUUGUUUCCAGCAUUUUAGUUGCCUCUUUCAACACACAUGGCUUUUGGAGGAAGGAUCCUUCUCUACUUCCCCAUGGAGAGUAUUCAAAAUACCAAAAAAAUAUAUGAUAGGAAAAUUGAAAACUUGUAUUUUGGUAUCUUAAAGAAACCUUUUAAUAAGCUUUCCAUUACCUUGGAUGAAACCUCAUUGCCUCCCUUGAUGUUCUUGCUAACAUUAUUUUUUGUUAAUUAUUAUAAUUGUUAUUGUUACAUAAAGAGCACAUAACCCAUCUAGGGUUAUGACAUGGUACAUUGGAUAAGGUAUGAACCUGCUAGUUUUAUGACUGGGUUGCUAUUAGUUUGAACCCCACUGCACUCAGUGAGAUAUUACUUAUAGUAUGUAAAAAUGUACAUAAAUACUGAUCUAUCUCAA